This is a messenger RNA of Ricinus communis (castor bean), 1873 nucleotides long. RefSeq names its product xylan glycosyltransferase MUCI21. The record is from RefSeq and is a predicted model, not a curated record. The transcript has 2 exons. NCBI's taxonomy places the organism in Eukaryota, Viridiplantae, Streptophyta, Magnoliopsida, Malpighiales, Euphorbiaceae. Bases 360 to 1763 code for a protein of 467 amino acids. Gene Ontology annotation, molecular function: glycosyltransferase activity.
UUAUCAUUAACUGACUGUAAUUAAAAGUUAAGCAAUACAAAUAAUAGCAAAUAUUAGAAUAUAGAGGGUAAAUUGAGAUUGUACAAGAAUUUCACUAUAUACACACACACACAUAGUUGACCUGAAACAGUAAUAAUGAUAAAGAAACUUGAUAUAGUAGGUGAUACGCUGCUUAAUUUUGCUGCCAUAUAUGUCCAAAAGUUGCACCCAAUUCCUUCUACGUUUCUCUACUCCGGUCCCUUUUCUGUUCAUGCGCCCUCUUACUAGCCUUCACAAUUGACUCACCUCCUCUCGCAAAACUCUUCCUAUUUCUCUCUCUCUCUCUCUCUCACACACACACACACACAAUAUUCCUGACCAUGAAGAAGAAGAGAAGUUUUAAAAUUGCAGUCACCUGCUUCGUCUUUUUUGUGUUCUUCUUCGUGUUCCAGAUCAAUCUGUGUGCGCUUUCAAGAUCAAGAAAUGCUACUCGUUCAUCUAACAUCAAUCCAGGAAGAAAACAUCUGAAAUUAAAGACAGUCUGGUUAAACCGAACCUCAUUGCCUCCCCCACCACCGUCUCAAGCAUCUCCUCAAGCCAGAAAGAUCAACUGCGACAGAUCAAACAAAGCCUAUGACCUCUGCACAAUCCACGGCCCAACUUUCUUGGACCCCACCGUUUCGACAUUCUAUCUUGUGGACCCCCAGAGCCAAGGCCCUUCUCCACCACUCCACAGUAUGGAGAAAAUUAGGCCCUAUCCAAGGAAGUGGGAAACUGUCACCAUGAACAGAAUCAAAGAGCUCACUCUCACUUCAGGGCCAUCAAGCCCACCAUGUCAAGUCCAUCACAAUGUCCCUGCCUUGGUAUUCAGUGCAGGAGGGUACACUGGAAAUUUUUUCCACGAUUUCAAUGAUGGCCUCAUCCCUCUCUUCAUCACCGUUAAAACUGUCUUCUCAGAUGAUCAAGAUUUUGUCCUCGUGAUAUCAAAAGCCCGUGAUUGGUGGGUUAGUAAGUAUGCAGAUUUAUUACGAGCUUUUAGCAAGUACCCUAUCAUAAACCUCGACAAUGAUUCUUCCACUCAUUGUUUCCCUUCUGCCAAUAUAGGCCUCGUAUCACAUGGGUUCAUGACCAUUAACCCAAAGCUGUUGCCAAAUUCACAAUCAUUCACCCAUUUCCAUGCCUUAUUAGAUAAAGCAUACGGCCACCAUCAAAAUCAACCUUCUGAAUUCAAUUCUGCUAGAAAGAGACCUCGGUUGGUCAUUACUAGCCGCAGUGGAAGUGUUGGACGUUUAAUUUUAAAUCAGAAUGAAGUGAAAAAAAUAGCUCAAAAUAUUGGAUUUGAUGUUACUGUAUUUGAACCUACACCACAUACUCCAUUGCGGGAAGCAUAUGCCCUGAUUAAUUCAAGUCAUGCAAUGAUCGGGGUACAUGGAGCAGCACUCACGCACUCAUUGUUUCUCCGGCCGGGAUCAGUGUUCUUGCAAGUGGUGCCUCUAGGCAAUGAGAAGGUGGCAGAGAUUUGCUUUGGGAAUUUAGGAAGAGGAAUGGGACUGGAUUACAUGGAAUAUAAGAUUGGAAUAGAAGAAAGCAGUUUGAUAGAUAAGUAUGACAAGAAUAGCCUAUUGAUUAAGGACCCAGUUGCAUCCCAAGGGAAAAACUGGUCGGAUACUAUUAUGAGCAUAUAUUUGAAAGAACAAAAUGUUAGACUCGAUUUACUUAGGUUUAGGGAGUAUUUGAAGAAAGCAUACAAGAAAUCUAAGAAGUUUAUGGAGAAAGAGGGAUAGUUUGUGGAUGUAAAAAAAGAAGAAGAAAAGUUCUAUACAAUUAAAGACUUGUGUUGUGCAAAGGUUUAUGCAGUAAACAUUAAUUCCACGCAAUAAAAAUAUUAGGCAUA